This is a messenger RNA of Hydatigera taeniaeformis, 906 nucleotides long. NCBI's taxonomy places the organism in Eukaryota, Metazoa, Platyhelminthes, Cestoda, Cyclophyllidea, Taeniidae. The record is from the annotation of a GenBank genome assembly.
AUGGAUGAGAACAACAGUAUCACUCUCUUCUCUCUCUUCCUCCCACCCAACCCUUUUCCCAUUCGAAGGGAUUGCGGCACAAGGCCGCCUCUGUUUGGCGAUGCAAAGCGCAUUGCGUAUGACAUCAUUUUCUAAAAGGUGGCUAUAAAGGUGAUUGAUAAAACCAAAACCGAUGCUGCUGCUCGACGUCUCAUCUUUCGGGAGAUGACAGUGCUUGACAAACUUCACCAUCCCAACAUCAUUCGACUUUAUGAGGUGAUUGAAAACUUGACUCGACUGAACAUUGUCAUGGAGUACGCUGCAGGAGGGGAUAUGGAAACGAGGAUCCAAAAGAAGGGCGCAUUUACGGAUCCUGAGGGCAAAAUUAUCUUUGCUCAGCUCGUUUCUGCCAUCAGACACAUGGUAAGGGAUGAUGGCCUCUCAUCCUCCAUCAAAUCAUGCACCAUGAUGGCAUUGACAGGCAAAUUGGUAACCCUUCAGCACGACAACAACAUAGUCCAUCGAGACAUCAAGGCGGAGAAUGUUUUCUUUGCGGUGCGAUCACCCAUAGUGGACCCGGAAAUGAAGGAGACCAACACCAACAACCUGAGUAAUGCAACUGCAGCAGCAUCAACAACACCAACAACAACAAGAGCGAACAAUGUGGCAGCACCUCCUUCCGUGAGUCUCUUUCAGACUCGUAAAGCAGGCCACAAGGUUCGUGCUACGCACUCGAGAAUAAGUUCGGACGAUCGCAGCACAGGCCAAGGACACGGUCAAACACUCGCCUACUCGCCGGAUUUCUACCGAGUCAAAAUCGGUGAUUUCGGAUUUAGCAAGACAAUCACCAAUGCUGAUCAACACCUCACAACAUUUUGCGGUUCGCCACCAUAUGCCGCUCCGGAGCUCUUUAGUUCCGCCUCGUAA